Chlorocebus sabaeus (green monkey) is the source of this 3122-nucleotide messenger RNA. The record is from RefSeq and is a predicted model, not a curated record. NCBI's taxonomy places the organism in Eukaryota, Metazoa, Chordata, Mammalia, Primates, Cercopithecidae.
CCGGGGGCGGGGCGGCGGCGGACGCGCGCCUCAGGCGGCAGCCGCGCGAGAGGGACUUUGUGUUCCUCUGACCCUCGUGGGGGCGCUUCCUCCCGUGCCGCCCUUCCCCUCCCGCGCCGCGUCCUUGCGAGGCGCCUCCCAUUCGGCGGGACCGACCGGGGGGAUGGAGGGGGCACGCUCCUACAGCCCUCCCGGGACCCUGAAGAGACGCCCGCGUGCGACCUGAGACGCCGCCCUCGCCCAGGGCCCAUGGGCGCGUCCCCACGGGCGGGCAGCGGACGUCAGGGCGGCGAGCGGCGGGGCCGUAGCGUCCGGAAGGGCCGCGCUCGGGCUCGGCCCCGCGCAGGCCGCGCGCGCGCGCUCCCGCCGCAGCCCGGGCCGCGCCCGCCCCGCCUCUCCGCGCCGGCCCCGGAGCCCGGUCCGCGAGCGGCGGCGGCGGCCGGAGGGAUGAUGAGCUGCGCGGGGCGGGCGGGCCCUGCCCGGCUCGCCGCGCUCGCCCUGCUGACCUGCAGCCUGUGGCCGGCGCGGGCAGACAACGCGAGCCAGGAGUACUACACGGCGCUCAUCAACGUGACGGUGCAGGAGCCCGGCCGCGGCGCCCCGCUCACGUUCCGCAUCGACCGCGGGCGCUACGGGCUGGACUCCCCCAAGGCCGAGGUCCGCGGCCAGGUGCUGGCGCCGCUGCCCCUCCACGGAGUUGCUGAUCAUCUGGGCUGUGAUCCACAAACCCGGUUCUUUGUCCCUCCUAAUAUCAAACAGUGGAUUGCCUUGCUGCAGAGGGGAAACUGCACAUUUAAAGAGAAAAUAUCACGGGCUGCUUUCCACAAUGCAGUUGCUGUAGUCAUCUACAAUAAUAAAUCCAAAGAGGAGCCGGUUACCAUGACUCACCCAGGCACUGGAGAUAUUAUUGCUGUCAUGAUAACAGAAUUGAGGGGUAAGGAUAUUUUGAGUUAUCUGGAGAAAAACAUCUCUGUACAAAUGACAAUAGCUGUUGGAACUCGAAUGCCACCGAAGAACUUCAGCCGUGGCUCUCUAGUCUUCGUGUCAAUAUCCUUUAUUGUUUUGAUGAUUAUUUCUUCAGCAUGGCUCAUAUUCUACUUCAUUCAGAAGAUCAGGUACACAAAUGCACGCGACAGGAACCAGCGUCGUCUUGGAGAUGCAGCUAAGAAAGCCAUCAGUAAAUUGACAACCAGGACAGUAAAGAAGGGUGACAAGGAAACUGACCCAGACUUUGAUCAUUGCGCAGUCUGCAUAGAGAGCUAUAAGCAGAAUGAUGUCGUCCGAAUUCUCCCCUGCAAGCAUGUUUUCCACAAAUCCUGCGUGGAUCCCUGGCUUAGUGAACACUGUACCUGUCCUAUGUGCAAACUUAAUAUAUUGAAGGCCUUGGGAAUUGUGCCGAAUUUGCCAUGUACUGAUAACGUAGCAUUCGAUAUGGAAAGGCUCACCAGAACCCAAGCUGUAAACCGAAGAUCAGCCCUUGGCGACCUUGCCGGCGACAACUCUCUCGGCCUUGAGCCACUUCGAACUUCGGGGAUCUCACCUCUUCCUCAGGAUGGGGAGCUCACUCCGAGAACAGGAGAAAUCAACAUUGCAGUAACAAGUGGUCACUUUUUUCAUCGAAACUCCUUGUCCCCUCGGAGUCUGGUGUAUGAAAGUGAAUUCUCCACAAUCGAACCUUCUUUGGACAUGUUUGAUGAGAACAAAACCUGAAUUUUAAACAGGGGCUCUUGGGGUCACUGCUUUUGUGAUUUGAUUUCUGAUCACCUUUCUUAUUUUGUAUUCUCCUGUCAGCAUCCGUUUUGGAAGAAUGGCAGCACUUUCCAAGCACAGGUUGGGGUUCAGGGUUAAUUUGCAAAGUUCCCCAAGGUGAGGCAUUGAGGACAGUAGUAUUGCCCAGGUGAGCCUUGUGGUAUUGAAAACCCGCCCAAGCUGAUCAUCGAAGGUGGGCGCCCAGCAAGCCUGGCUGUUUGCAGAGAAGAGGCUGGGCCCAGGAUUAAUGUUGCAUUGGAGAUGCAUCUCUGAAUACUCACAUGCUGUUCUGUGCCAGGGAAGCUGGGGUUUUUAACAUCCUUUUGUGGUCCCUGCUUACGAUGCAUACCUCCCUGUGGGAGAAGCUUCCUACCCGUGUGGAGUGCAGGUGCUGCUCCCUGACUGACUCUGGAUGCUCCCCUCUCGCUUAUUCUACUUCCUGCUGAAGGGCUUCUUCUAAAGGGGGUUGAGAGAAGGCCUUGCCUUUGUAUCUCCUCUGAGACUGACCACCCACUUCCUGCCAGGGCAGGGCUGUGGGAGACGCAGGCGCUGGGGCCGGGUCUGUGUGCAGGGCCAGGCAGCCAUCUGCAUUGCCAUUUUCCAGCCUCCAUGUUGAGCAUGACGUUAAGUGACAAGUGUUUAUGUCAGCACAAAAACACUGAAGGCCCUUCCAUCCUGCAGCCUGUGGACAUUUCUACUCGGCCACCCCUGGGUGUAGGGAGUGUGUGUAUAGGGAGGUGGCACCCGGGAGCCCAGCCCAGCAGUGUCUCUGGGCACAGUGAUUUCAGGGGGGUGGCCAGCAGUUGUGAAAAACAGAAUGAUCUGGAAUGUCUCAUUGGGAAGACCAAACCCCCUUCUUGCUGCAGAUGCCAGAUAAGCUCCCACCUUCAGUGUCCACUGUGCAGCCCAGUCCCCUCCACCAGUCCCAGCAUAGCAUGAAAAGGCACAGGAGCACCAGCUGCCGGGCUUACAGGACAGGGUGCAGCAGCCUGCAUCCCAGGCCAGCAUCCCUGGCAUCAGGGACAUGCAGGAUCUUCCCACACACCUGGGAUGACAUCGAAUUAACAUGAUGAGAAAAUUGCAUCUUGCGAGUAAUCCCAGUCCAGAACCACCAUGGGCAAAUUUGUAAAACGAAUCUGCACACCCUCUUUGCAAAAGGACACACCUGAGUUGAGUCUGCCUGUCCUCACUGGUAUGAGCUGCGUGGGGGCGUGAGGCGCACAGAGCCUGGCUGUGAGAAGAGGAACCUCAGUCUGCACAUGCCUAGGGUCAGAUCUGAUGGCAAACCAAGCAGAUGCGUGAAUCCCCCGCCCUGUUCUCACUGACUGUGGAACAUGAAUUUGAAGUGGACACUUGCCAUUUUUCCACGUGCA